AUGGCAUGUCGCAAAAACGGUUGGCCGCUAGACAGAUCCACUCUAUAUACCUGCGUUACCAGCUAUCUGGAUCCCGAUGAUGUCGAAGAGCGUCCGCCUACGGGCUGUUAUAUUCAAGGUCUCUUCCUGGAGGGUGCUCGUUGGGACAUGGAAAUUAUGCAAUUGGCACGUUCACAUCCCAAAAUUUUGGUGGAAGAUUUGCCAAUCUUGUCAGUGGUACCGAUCGAGGUACAUCGCCUGAAGCUACAGAAUACAUUCCGUACACCGGUAUACACAACAUCGUUACGCCGUAAUGCCAUGGGUGUUGGACUCGUUUUCGAAGCUGAUCUGGCCACCACAGAGGAUAUCAGCCACUGGGUACUUCAAGGCGUUUGCCUCACACUCAAUCGAGACUGAAGAUUUUUACUGUUUGUAAAUUUUAUUUGUUGUAAACUUUAAUAUUUAUGGAAUUUACAAAUUAUUCAUAUAUGACUUGCUUGAUG
Messenger RNA from Bactrocera tryoni, 482 nucleotides. Its product is annotated as dynein heavy chain 10, axonemal-like. Lineage: Eukaryota; Metazoa; Arthropoda; Insecta; Diptera; Tephritidae. Gene Ontology annotation, biological process: microtubule-based movement. The record is from RefSeq and is a predicted model, not a curated record. Gene Ontology annotation, cellular component: dynein complex. The transcript has 3 exons. Gene Ontology annotation, molecular function: dynein intermediate chain binding; dynein light intermediate chain binding; minus-end-directed microtubule motor activity. The annotation marks the transcript as partial.